Molecule: messenger RNA, 456 nt
Organism: Ostertagia ostertagi
Lineage: Eukaryota; Metazoa; Nematoda; Chromadorea; Rhabditida; Trichostrongylidae
Source: the annotation of a GenBank genome assembly
CUCCUCUUCCCGUCAAUUUAUCUCCUAUAUCAUAUCAGCACUUCCAAAACCAACAUCUCCUUAUCAGUUUCUCUCUUCGAUUUCGCUAGCCUUCGAGUUCUCCGGAGAUUGUUUUCAAAUCGGCUACAGAUCAUGAGAGAAUACAAGCUGGUCGUUUGUGGUUGCGGUGGCGUCGGCAAAAGUGCCCUUACAGUACAAUUUGUGCAAGGACUUUUUGUGCAAUCUUACGAUGCAACGAUUGAAGAUAGCUAUCGAAAGCAUUUUGUCGUCGACGGGGAGGAUUGCCGUCUGGAGAUCCUCGACACGGCUGGUACGGAACAAUUCUCCGGUAUGAGAGACCUGUAUGUGAGGAAUGGACAUGGAUUCAUACUGGUAUACUCUGUGAAUGAUCGCGAAUCGCUUGAAGAAUUGCGGGAAAUUCGAGACACAAUUGUUCGCAUCAAGCAGGACCCAAAU